This is a messenger RNA of Vespa crabro (European hornet), 906 nucleotides long. Its product is annotated as UPF0602 protein C4orf47 homolog. The coding region runs from base 1 to 906 and encodes 301 amino acids. The transcript is spliced from 5 exons. Lineage: Eukaryota; Metazoa; Arthropoda; Insecta; Hymenoptera; Vespidae. The record is from RefSeq and is a predicted model, not a curated record.
AUGAAACGACCAGGAGGGUUCAGAAAAGAAACUGAAUUUGGCCGGCGAUAUGGGAAAGCGGAUCUUGAUCGAGUUGGUUUCUUCGAUGAUAUACCAAAUGCUUCGGAAGAUCCGUACGGUCCACCGGCCGUGAUACGCGAGGAUGUUGAAAAGGGUCGUCAGCUGCUUUCCGGUCCACCCUAUGAACUUUUCGAGAAAGAAUUUCAACGAAUUUUCGUGGGCGAAGCACUCACUAAACCAAUAUCGCAGAUAAUUAACAUAUUCGAGUUUUAUAUAAAUUAUUUAUGUAAUCACGUAAUGUUAAUGAACGCAUUAAAAUUCGAAGUUAAAUAUAAAAAAAUCAAGAUAGUAGAAGGUCCACCCUUGAUACCACCAUCACCUUCGAAAAAGCACUCGACGCCUGGUGACUCGUACGGGUGUUUCAGCAAACAGCCGACUUACUUCAGUCCUGUAUUAAGAGCCAAGCCAAAAAGAGAAAGGGAAGAGCCGAAUUUCAAGAUAAAACCUGGGAAACUCGAGAGAAAAGGACCAAGUUUCUUGUCUAUGAGUGCUCCUCUCGAUUAUUUCCCACCGAAUCCUUAUUUCGAUGAAAGACCUGGUCCGACGUACGUGCGUCCAAAGGAAAUUCAAGAAAAGAUCAUUGAUCCUGGCCAUAUCUAUGUCCCAUUCCCAAAGUCACCCGGUGGAAAUCACGAUGGUUGCUUCAGCAAGUUUCCAUCUUACUUGAGCGAACCGUAUGAUCUUAGUAUCCCAAGAGUUGUCACGACCGGACCACCAUUGCUCGCUGGUGGACCUGAUCUACGAACAAAAUAUACUAACAGUAUUAUCAAUCAGGUCACAGCUGUAUCCUGUAACGCGGCCAACUAUCGAGAGUAUCACGAACGUGUCUAUCCUUUGACUCAAUAA